UCAAAUAGAAAUUAUAUAGAAUUAUUUAAUAAUUUGUAUUCCACUGGAAUAAAAAUUUAAUUUCUGUCUUUAUCAAAUCUCUAUUUCAGAGUAUUUGUACGUAUGUACUUAUCGUCUGCUGUAUGAUCGAAUAUCGAAUAGGCGCUUGGCCAUGGAUCGCUGCAUUAGGUUUUCGUAAUCCCCGAAACCCAGACAAACCACUAUGGAAGUGCGGAGGUUCCCUGAUAUCGGCUAGGCAUGUUUUGACCGCAGCACAUUGUGCACAUAUGGAUGGAAUAGAAAACAUACACAAUCAUAAUAUUGUCAUUCUUAGAUUGGUGGAGGAGGUGCCAUUUUCGAGGUACGUAUAUCCCAUUUGUACGAAAGAGCCCCUACGAAAGAGCAACUUCGUCGGCUAUAACCCCCUUGUUGCUGGAUGGGGAGCAUUAAGAUAUAGACGACCACGACGUAAUGCAUUAAUGGAAGUACAAAUGCCAGUGAUUAAGAACGCCGAAUGCAAAUAGCUUAUUCCAAAUUUCCUAAUGCACCUGAUAUCACUGAUGGUAUAAUAUGCGCCGAACAUGCUCAGGGUGGAGAGGAUUCUUGUACGGCUGACCGCGGCGGACCACUGCUGAUACAACAUGAAUUAACCUCGUAUUUAAUAGGUAUUGUGUCUUAUGCUUAUAAGUGCGGCACAGCUGGGUAUCCCAGCGUUUACACUAGGGUCACAUCGUACCUUGACUUCAUUCUCCAAGCGAUGCAAUAAUAUGAUAUUACUGUUCCAUAAAUAUCAUUGUGUAAAAAACGUAAAGUUGGAUUUUCUUAUUGUGGAGAUAAGAAACAGCUCAAAUUUACAUUGUUUGUACGUUACAAAUUAUAGGCUUAAAAUGUACGAAAUGUAACUUUGAAACGACACUAAUUUUUUACGCACGAUAAACCUCCACGACUUAGAUUAUAGAUUCCUAUACGACUCUCAGUAAAAAUUUAUCCGCACUCCAGAUAGUUAAAACUUCUGUCGACCGUAUUGAUCCAUCUGCACUCUUCGUAUGACGUCAAUAUCUGUUCAGUGCUGCUGCGCAGGUUUCUUUGUGUUACGUCAAUUCGUUUGUGACCGUUGCGCGAGUAAUGGCGCUUUGCAAUGGUGAUUUGCAGGAAAACAGUGCAGGAUGCUGUGAUUCGUUUCUUGUGGUCGGAGGUUAUGUUGAUGCCUAUAUUUAUCAAAGAUUUAAUGCACAUUAUGGAGAAAGUGUUUUGUCACGAAGUGUGUUUGAAUGGGCACAAAAGUUCAAAGAAGAUCGCACGAGUGUUAUGAAAAAACAGCUGGACGCCCGUCCACAUCCACGAUGACAACAUUGAACGUGCUCAUGAACUUAUGCUCUAUGGAAUAGACGAGUGACACUGGAUAAUGUGGCAAAUCAUUUGCAAAUCAGCCACGGCUCUGCUUAUGCAAUAGUGCACGACAGAUUUGGAUUUUAAAAAGUUUGUGCGAGAUGGAUGCCGAAAAAGCUGAUGAAAAGGUGAAGACGACGAUGCAUUCGUGGUUCGCACUCAGCCCAAAACAUUUUUUAAUGAGAAAAUACAAAGGUCCUUCGGCAAAU
Bombus huntii is the source of this 1577-nucleotide messenger RNA. Its product is annotated as venom serine protease Bi-VSP-like. Gene Ontology annotation, molecular function: serine-type endopeptidase activity. The record is from RefSeq and is a predicted model, not a curated record. The coding region runs from base 123 to 503 and encodes 126 amino acids. Gene Ontology annotation, biological process: proteolysis. NCBI's taxonomy places the organism in Eukaryota, Metazoa, Arthropoda, Insecta, Hymenoptera, Apidae. The transcript is spliced from 6 exons.